AUGUGCCCAGGCAGCGACACCUUGGGGACGCUUGGUGUGUCAGUGAUAUCUCCUUACAGAUACGCUCGUUCGGACAGCGCGCACACCGAUCAGCAUGAUAGCCUUGGUUGGGUCAACUACAUUCUUGAAACAACAUGGCCUCACUUUCGGACGGCCGCCACCUCACUCGUCAAGAACAUCGUUGCUGCUGAAGUGACGUCGCAGAUCCGAGCUCGGAAUACCUUGGGCUUCAAUAUCGACAUUGAAGUUCAGACGGAGUUUGAUAUAGGUUCACAGCCGCCUCAUCUGAAGAAUAUCGUUGCAACACACACCGGGCGGGGCAUGCAGGAAGGUGUUGAGCUUCUUGCUCAUUUGGACAUGGCCUCUGCGGAGGACUUCCAUUUCACGCUUUCCAUCUCCGGUCGAGUCAGCGGUCUCCCGAUCAACACCUCGGUCGGCUUGGCUAAGUUCUCACUUUCGGGGAACGCCUGCGUGCUCCUCUCGCCCCUGAUAGACGCCGUUCCAAUUUUUGCAGGAGGCAAGAUGUACUUCCUGGAUUUACCUGACCUCCACUUCGAGUUCUUCGGCAUGCGCUCUGCCGGCAAGCUGCUGGGGCCGAUCUUGGUGCAGGCAGUCCAAAACUGCGCCGAGAAGGUGCUCCAAUCCUUUGUCGUGCCAGGCGGAAUUUACGUUCCCAUUUCGCCGAUUCCACCCUCGAAUCUGAUGCCGAUUGCCACGCCUGCGCCCUUCGGCUACGUUGUGGCCACAGUUCACGAGGCUCGAGGAGUUUUUGGCGGUGACUUCUCCUUGUUCAGCAAAGAGACUAGCGACCCGUCGGUUCAGAUUCAGCUCGGUGGCACCACGUUUACCACCUCGUAUCACACGAACACCAGCAAUCCAAAGUGGGAUCCUCCAGAAAGCGGAUUUUUGCCUUUGUUUCACCACAACCAACAACUUCACAUCGACGUGUCAGAUGUAGAUCUCGGGGAUCGCAGAGACCUGCUGGGGCAGUUCUCCGGCACUGUCCAGACAAUCCAUGAGAUGGUGGAAGGCAAGGACUGGCUGGGCAUGGUACUCACACCAGAUGCGGCGAAGGCCAUGCCGGACCCACGCAAGAAGAUGGAAGUGCUACUCUCCACAGAGUUCCUUGAGGUGGCCAAGCUCACCUCAGACGUGGGGAUCGUCGAUUCAAUUCCUGCAGGGCCAGAGCAUGAGAAAGGUGGACCACGGAAGUUGUCGGUGGACUACACGAGGUUGUUGCGCCUUGUUUCCGUGAAGCUCAUGGGGCUGGAGGCACCAGACGAGUUUGUGGAGGAAGUCAUGUACAGCACCGCGUCCGUGACCGCAGAUGCCGGAAAGCCGCCCAAGAACUUCAACAAGGAGAAGAAGGGUGGACUUUGGAAGAAGGGCCUGGAGACAUUGAACCUGUGGUCCAGUCCAUCGGGUGGCACGCUGAAGCAUCCGCCCAUGAAGACAAAGAAGGCCCGGGCCUGGGGCGCCUCCCAGACGAAUCCGAAAGGCAGCUUCCUCCACAACGUCAGCACACACUCUCAGCUGAUGAUCGAGCGCUUGGCCGUUGAGAAGAAGAUGCCUUACGGUGAGAUCGCCAAGAUCGCAGGUCUCCCAGAGGGUCAGGUCAAGCUGCUCGUGGAGAUGCAGCGAAGCCUGCAAGUGGUCUGGUAUCAGGCUUUCCACCGGCUGCUCGAGUAUCCAGGCGGUGUCGUCAGCGUCGAGGUUUCCAAAGAGGAUAAAACAUCCCUCGGCAAGGUGAGCGUUGACUUGCAGGAG
Molecule: messenger RNA, 1767 nt
Organism: Symbiodinium necroappetens
Lineage: Eukaryota; Dinophyceae; Suessiales; Symbiodiniaceae
Source: the annotation of a GenBank genome assembly